Messenger RNA from Capsella rubella, 1586 nucleotides. RefSeq names its product probable F-box protein At4g22165. The record is from RefSeq and is a predicted model, not a curated record. The transcript has a single exon. Gene Ontology annotation, molecular function: protein binding. Bases 31 to 1350 code for a protein of 439 amino acids. NCBI's taxonomy places the organism in Eukaryota, Viridiplantae, Streptophyta, Magnoliopsida, Brassicales, Brassicaceae.
AAUCCUUUUGGCUAUUUUCUAAGUAACAGCAUGCCUAAGGUUAAGAAGCAUCGUAAUUCUCAACGGCGGAGAGAAGAAGAACAGGGAAAGCUUUCUUCUCUGUCCCUCGCUGAACUCCUUAGCUAUCGUUCUAAACAACACGAACAAGAGGCUAUGAAGAGGAGAAACUGCCUUUACUGGUCUCAGCUUCCUCCUGAUCUGAUUCACUCCAUUAUCAAACGACUCAACCUCCGCGAUUUGCAACGAGCUAAACACGUUUGUUCGUCUUGGCUCUCUGCUUCCAGAUUUUGCUUUCCAAAAUCCCAAGUCCCAUGGUUAAUUAUAUUCCCUAAUAAUGACGACAUGAACAUGAAUCGCUUAUGCUGUAAGUUGUUCAACCCCGAGGAAAAAGACAAGUUGUACAACACAAGUCAAGAUCUAGGCGUCGGUGGAGUUUGUGUUGCCACGUAUGGAUGCUGGCUCCUCAUGCGAAACCCUCUCUUUAAUCUCUAUAUCGUUAACCUGCUAACAGGCCAGAGGAUAGAUCUACCGCCAGUGGAAUCACAACUUGGUAAGACAAAACUCGAGCGCAUAGUAGAUGAUAAGUUCCACGCUACGCGGCUGAUAGGUUCUCAGUAUUACCAAGCUGAUUCUACUGGCUUCGAAAUCAAUUCCCCUCGGCUAUGGAUAGACGAGGAAGCAAAAGACUAUCUAGUUAUAUUCACUUUCAGGAUAUUCAUGUGGUCGUUUCACACACAGUAUGCCCUUAUCUGCAAGAAAGGAGACGAUCCCUUGUGGAGAGAGUUUCCCGACGGCUCUCCCUGUUCUGAUAUGGUAUACAAGCACCAGAAGCUUUACGUUUAUCGCUAUGGUGCUAUCAAAAUAUUUGAUUUCUCUCGAGACCUUCCCAUAAAAGCUACUGAGAUUGAUGAUCAUGUCUACGUUGCUUUAUUCUCCUUUAACGAUUAUCGUAGUGAGCCUUUCCUAGGACUUUGCGUUGUUAAGAAGACUAACAUUGUGGUCACAGUAAGUGACCAUGUCCUGAUGGUCGUGAGCCUAAUGACAUGCGGCAAAACCUGGUCAUUCCGCAUAUACGAGAUGUGUUCACGGACGAACAAAUGGGAGAGGCUUGAUUCUUUGGGUGGUGAGGCAAUACUUUUGGAUAUGGGUGUCACUGUGCCUGCCAAAGAUGUUGAGGGAAUCAAUAACAAUUCCAUCUAUUUUAGCGGUCUUGGUGAGGAUGAGAAGGAUGAUAUAUUAAUUUUUGAUAUCAAGACAGAGAAGAUUGAACGACCGCACCAGUCUGUUUCUUCGUCGCUGCAAUACUCUCGUGCGCGAUGGUUCUUGCCGGGUUUCACCCACAAGUGUUGAUCAUUAUUUUGUGUUGUGUUACUACUUAAGAGGUUGGUAGGAGAAUUUUGUUUAGAUGUCUUUAUUAGACAAAGAAGAAAGGAUUAUUCUAGAUAUGGCUCUAAAACUAGUCAAGUUGGUGGAAAAGAAACUGAAACUCCUUAGAGAUGAUUUUUCUACCCAUCGACACAAAAUACCAGAGUAUAUCUUCCUCUUCACCUCCAAGUUACUGCAGUUUAUGUAGCUUUAGAUGUUUU